Molecule: messenger RNA, 1852 nt
Organism: Rhizopus microsporus ATCC 52813
Lineage: Eukaryota; Fungi; Mucoromycota; Mucoromycetes; Mucorales; Rhizopodaceae
Product: protein phosphatase 2A regulatory B subunit
Exons: 9
Coding region: 23-1852 (609 amino acids)
Biological process (GO): signal transduction
Cellular component (GO): protein phosphatase type 2A complex
Molecular function (GO): protein phosphatase regulator activity
Source: RefSeq, a predicted model, not a curated record
AGACAAAGAGGCGUAUUAUAAAAUGAUAAAAGGAAUAAAAGUUGCAUUCUCAAGAAAUAAAUCUGCACAACAACAGCAAGCAAAACAGCAAAAACAAGAAGAGCAAGAACACAAAUUAAGCAAUGACACCAAAAAGUAUAACAAUAACAAUGCGCCGCCCCCAAUAAUAACUACCACACCGCCACAACAACAACCAACAACAACAACAAAUUCAAAACCUUCUAUUCUAUCUCGCGCUUCCAUACAAAACAUCUUACCCGUCUCUUCUUCGUCUACAGCAACUUCACCGGCCUCACCCGUCGUCCAUACUCCAGCAACAACUGCUGUAUUUGUUGAUAAAACAUCCCUCAAUAGAGACAUACCCAAACAACCAACAAGUGCUAUGGCUUGGUUAAAAGGCGCGCCCAAGGAUACAAUUCCUAUUGGAAAGGUGCCUAGAAAACAAAAAUCAUCAAGGUUUUAUGCGAAAGAAAACGUAGAAUUAGAAAGAUUACCAUUAUUGAAGGAAACUUUGCCUACAAAGAGAACAGAGUUGUUCAUAAAGAAACUUGCUCAGUGUCAGGUUAUAUUUGAUUUUAAUGAUCCAGAUUCAAAUCUAAAAGGAAAAGAAAUUAAACGUCAAGCAUUACAAGAUAUGUUGGAAUUUGUUGCAACCACCAAGGGCGCUAUUACAGAUGUCAUUUAUCCAGAAGUAGUUAAAAUGGUCUCUGUCAAUUUAUUUCGUACCAUUCCUCCACCUGCGGUAGACAAAGAAGAAGGAUAUGAUCCUGAGGAAGACGAACCUAUAUUGGAAGCAUCUUGGCCUCAUCUUCAACUUGUUUACGAAUUCUUUUUAAGAUUUGUAGAAUCGCCUGAUUUUAAUGUCCAUAUCGCCAAAAGAUAUAUUGAUCAAAGAUUCAUCUUACAGGCAAGUGUUAUUCACUUCCCUUUUUUGCUGGAGUUAUUUGAUAGUGAAGAUCCAAGAGAAAGAGAUUUCUUAAAGACAACCUUACAUAGACUAUAUGGAAAAUUCUUGGGUCUUCGAGCAUUCAUUCGAAAGUCUAUCAAUAACCUUUUUUUUCAAUUUAUUUAUGAAACUGAAAGAUUUAAUGGCAUUGCUGAAUUGUUGGAAAUAUUGGGAAGUAUUAUCAAUGGGUUUGCUUUACCUUUAAAGGAAGAGCACAAAACGUUUCUUAGACGUGUUCUUAUGCCACUUCAUAAACCGCCUUCCCUUGUCAUGUACCAUGCCCAAUUAACUUAUUGUGUCGUACAAUUCUUAGAAAAGGACCCGUCACUCACAAAAGAGGUCGUUGAUAAUUUAUUACGUUACUGGCCCAAGAUCAACAGUGCAAAAGAAGUCAUGUUUAUAAGCACAAUAGAGGAAAUCUUGGAUAUAUGUGACAAUACCGAGUUUCAAAAGAUCAAGAUCCCAGUCUUUCAAAAGAUAGCCCAGUGCGUAGCAAGUACUCAUUUUCAGAUAGCAGAGCGGGCUCUGUUUCUGUGGAAUAACGAUUACAUCUUGAGUUUAAUACAUGAAAAUGUUAAGGACAUAUUACCAAUCAUGUUUGAUCCUCUUUAUACAUACUCUCAAGAACACUGGAAUAGAAAUAUACAUUCUAUGGUGUAUACUGCCUUGAAAAGCUUUAUGGAUAUGGACCCUGAAUUGUUCGACCAAUGCACAUACAAUUAUAAACAAAAGAACAUUGGCGAUAAUAACAGUAACACUAAUAACGCAGAAGAAAGACAGAAACGCGUUUGGGAAAAGUUAAAAUUAGAAGCAGCAAACAAUGGCAAUAAUAAUAAUAAUAAUAGUAAUAGCAAUAAUAAUAGUAAUAGUAAUAGUAAUAGCAACAAUGACAUUUCAUCCAAUUAA